This is a messenger RNA of Ahaetulla prasina, 6454 nucleotides long. Its product is annotated as zinc finger protein 850-like. Gene Ontology annotation, biological process: regulation of transcription by RNA polymerase II. The transcript is spliced from 7 exons. Gene Ontology annotation, molecular function: RNA polymerase II cis-regulatory region sequence-specific DNA binding; DNA-binding transcription factor activity, RNA polymerase II-specific. The record is from RefSeq and is a predicted model, not a curated record. Lineage: Eukaryota; Metazoa; Chordata; Lepidosauria; Squamata; Colubridae. Bases 675 to 4805 code for a protein of 1376 amino acids.
GUUUACAAAGGCGGAAAACAAAAUCCAAACGUGGAAAAGAGAAACACAAAAUAGGGUUCAUUUGUUCAUCUUCUUUAGAGACAACGUUAUUUCUAUGGCUAAGAGGACUUUAGGUAUUCCCAUAGCUAAGUGAACAUUGCUAUGAAUGUGUGGGAAGGCCCACCCCCUGGAAGAAUGAAAUAUUUGGGGGAAUAUUAAAAAGAAGCAUAAUAUUUUAUUUCCCCUAAGGGACAAAUGGAGAAACAUGAUCUUAAUGGAGGCAGAAACCAGCCUCAGUCUCCCUGUCCCAAGCGGAACCUGAGGAGGCCAUCUUUUUGAAGUGCAGAUUUGGUAAUCCAUUCAGAAAGACUGGGUCAGGCAGAAACAUCAGAUAAGCAACACAAUUAAGCCAAAGGUUGACCAAAUUAUCUCAGACAAACACCUAGGAUUUGCAUUUCCCCUUUUCCCUAUAGAGCCAACCAUGACCCCUACAUGACCCCAUAGGAAUCCAGAAGGUAUAAAAUCCACCCACUCUAAACUCCAUUUUGUCAGCUGUCCCAGAAUCACAUGUGGUUGAUGGUUCUGGUUCAACAAUAAGUGGAACCUUUCUUUCCAAUCGGCCUCCAGCCUCCAUUUUAUUUCCAGUGCCUUCCUCCUAUAUUGGAACUGAACCAGAUGGAUAUUUCUUCCAAGAAAUGAAAAAGCAUUUGGAGAUACACAACUUUCCUUGCACUAAUUUAGAAUUGUGUUAUAGGACAGAAAGAAUGGCAAGCCUUCCUUUAGCAAGUGGGGGAACUGGAAAAGGCCCUUCCGGUGCUCAGUCUGGAAUCCACAGGGAGAUGUUGGCAAGAACUGGGCAGAAGAUGCUGGAAGAAGGAACCAUCGUUUCACAAGUUCAGGCUUGGAAUUUCAGGAACAUCCAAUAUCAGGAGGAUGAGAGUCCCCGAGGACUUUGCAGCCGACUCCAUUCCUUUUGUAGUCGAUGGUUGAGACCAGACAAGCACACAAAAGCGCAGAUGCUGGACCUGGUUGUUCUGGAGCGGUUCCUGGCCCUUCUGCCCCUACAGAUGGAGAGUUGGGUGCGGGAAUGUGGAGCAGAGACCAGCUCCCAGGCGGUGGCCCUGGUGGAAGGCUUCCUCCUGAGCCAGGCGGAGGAGAAGAAGGAGCAGGUUGAGUUGCAGUCCUUCACAACGGAGAUCAGAGAUCCUGAGAGAAAGAGGCAUCUGUCAAAUCUCCCUCAAGAACUGUCUUUCAGGGGGAUCCCUCAGGAAGAUCCAAUUCAGGACACCUCAGGAGGGGAGAAUAGAAGGAAGUUGACUCUUUGUUUUGGGGAAACAGAAACCAGGAUUGAACCUCCAACUCAGGUGGGUCUUGUGUCCUUUGAGGAGGUGGCUGUGUAUUUCUCAGAGGAGGAGUGGACUCAGCUGGAUCCUCACCAAAAAGCUCUGCAUUGGGAAGUCAUGUUGGAGAAUUAUAAGAAUGUGGCCUCUCUUGGUGAUAAUGAGAAUGACAAUGAAGAAUCUGGAGAAUCAAUCAAAGUGUUUAGACAACGAGACCUAAUGGAGAAACCUGCAAUUCAAACAGAAUUCCAAAGACAGGACAGAAACCUGUCAAGUAACAGGAAUAAGGGAAGCUCGUCUUCAAUUGUUGCUCAGAUGCAGGAAUUUAUUGAUCAACGAGGAAAACUAAAGAAUAAAUAUAUUGAGAAAGAUGUAAGACUCUUCAAAGACACAUUAGAUGUAAAUGUACCCUCUCUAUCACAAGCCAAAGGAGCAGCCAAUAUAUGCGAAGACAAAGGGAAAAAUUACAGUUGGAUAUUCACACUUUCUCAAGAAAAUGGGUCUCUUGAGUCACAGAAAAGUUUUCACAUGGGAGAGAAGUCAAAUAAAUGCAAUGAACAUGGAAACAAUAUUGUUAAUAAAAGGACAUGCACAAGGGAGAAACCAUAUAAAUGCAUGGAGUGUGGAAAGGGCUUCAGAAGAAACAGUGACCUUACACCCCAUCAAAGGAUCCACACAGGGGAGAAACCAUAUAAAUGCAUGGAGUGUGGAAAGGGCUUCAGAAGAAACAGUCAUCUUUCAUGCCAUCAAAGGAUCCACACAGGGGAGAAGCCAUAUAAAUGCAUGGAGUGUGGAAAGAGCUUCAGAAGUAACAGUCACCUUACAUCCCAUCAAAGGACCCACACAGGGGAGAAACCAUAUCAAUGCAUGGAGUGUGGAAAGAGCUUCAGAACAAGGAAGGAACUAACAUCCCAUCAAAGGAUCCACACAGGGGAGAAACCAUAUAAAUGCAUGGAGUGUGGAAAGAGUUUCAGAACAAGGAAGGAACUAACAUCCCAUCAAAGGAUCCACACAGGGGAGAAGCCGUAUAAAUGCAUGGAGUGUGGUAAGAGCUUCAGUACAAGUAGUAAGCUUACAUCCCAUCAAAGGACCCACACAGGGGAGAAACCAUAUAAAUGUAUGGAGUGUGCAAAGGGCUUUAGCCAAAAGGGCAACCUUAUUAUCCAUAAAAGGAUCCACACAGGGGAGAAGCCAUAUAAAUGCAUGGAGUGUGGAAAGAGUUUCAGAAUAAGCAGUAAACUUACAUCCCAUCAAAGGAUCCACACAGAGGAGAAGCCAUAUAAAUGCAUGGAGUGUGGAAAGGGCUUCAGAAGAAACAGUCAUCUUACAUCCCAUCAAAGGAUCCACACAGGGGAGAAGCCAUAUAAAUGCAUGGAGUGUGGAAAGAGUUUCAGAAUAAGCAGUAAACUUACAUCCCAUCAAAGGAUCCACACAGAGGAGAAGCCAUAUAAAUGCAUGGAGUGUGGAAAGAGUUUCAGAACAAGGAAGGAACUAACAUCCCAUCAAAGGAUCCACACAGGGGAGAAGCCAUAUCAGUGCAUGGCAUGUGGAAAGGGCUGCAGAACAAGCAAUGCACUUACAUCUCAUCAAAGGAUCCACACGAGGGAGAAACCAUAUCAAUGCAUGGAGUGUGGAAAGAGCUUCAGAACAAGUAAGGAACUUACAUCCCAUCAAAGGAUCCAUACAGGGGAGAAGCCAUAUCAAUGCAUGGCGUGUGGAAAGGGCUUCAGACUAAGGAAGGAACUUACAUUCCAUCAAAAGAUCCAUACAGGGGAGAAGGCACAUAAAUGCAUGGAGUGUGAUAAGAGCUUCAGUACAAGUAGUAAUCUUACAUCCCAUCAAAGGACCCACACAGGGGAGAAACCAUAUAAAUGUAUGGAGUGUGCAAAGGACUUUAGCCAAAAGGGCAGCCUUAUUAUCCAUAAAAGGAUCCACACAGGGGAGAAGCCAUAUAAAUGUAUGGAGUGUGGAAAGAGUUUCAGAACAAGCAAUGAACUUGCAUCCCAUCAAAGGAUCCACACAGGGGAGAAGCCGUAUAAAUGCAUGGAGUGUGGAAAGAGCUUCAGAACAAGCAAGGAACUAACAUCCCAUCAUAGGAUCCACAUAGUGGAGAAACCAUAUAAAUGCUUGGAGUGUGGAAAGGGCUUUAGCCAAAAGAAUGCCCUUAUUACCCAUCAAAGGAUCCACACAGGGGAGAAGCCAUAUAAAUGCAUGGAGUGUGGAAAGGGCUUCAGAACAAGCAAUGAACUUGCAUCCCAUCAAAGGAUCCAUACAGGGGAGAAACCAUAUAUAUGCAUGGAGUGUGGAAAGAGCUUCAGAAGUAACAGUCACCUUACAUCCCAUCAAAGGAUCCACACAGGGGAGAAGCCAUAUAUAUGCAUGGAGUGUGGAAAGGGCUUCAGAAGAAACAGUCACCUUACAUCUCAUCAAAGGAUCCACACAGGGGAGAAGCCAUAUCAAUGCAUGGAAUGUGGAAAGGAUUUCAGUACAAGCAGUUACCUUACAUGCCAUCAAAGGAUCCACACAGGGGAGAAGCCGUAUAUAUGCAUGGAGUGUGGAAAGGACUUCAGAACAAGCAAUGAACUUGCAUCCCAUCAAAGGAUCCACACAGGGGAGAAGCCAUAUCAAUGUAUGGAGUGUGGAAAGGGCUUCAGAACAAGGAAGGAACUUGCAUCCCAUCAAAGGAUCCACAUAGGGGAGAAGUCAUAUAAAUGCAUGGAGUGUGGAAAGGACUUCAGAACAAGCAAUGAACUUGCAUCCCAUCAAAGGAUCCACACAGGGGAGAAGCCAUAUCAAUGCAUGGAGUGUGGAAAGGGCUUCAGAACAAGUAAUGAACUUACAUCCCAUCAAAGGAUCCACACAGGGGAGAAGCCAUAUAAAUGCAUGGAGUGUGGAAAGGGCUUCAGAACAAGCAAUGAACUUGCAUCCCAUCAAACGAUCCACACAGGGGAGAAGCCAUAUAAAUGCAUGGUGUGUGGAAAGGGCUUCAGAAGAAACAGUCAUCUUACAUGCCAUCAAAGGAUCCACACAGGGGAGAAGCCAUAUAAAUGCAUGGUGUGUGGAAAGGGCUUCAGAAUAAGCAGUUACCUUACAUACCAUCAAAGGAUCCACACAGGGGAGAAGCCAUAUCAAUGCAUGGAAUGUGGAAAGGAUUUCAGUACAAGCAGUUACCUUACAUGCCAUCAAAGGAUCCACACAGGGGAGAAGCCAUAUAAAUGCAUGGAGUGUGGAAAGGACUUCACAAAAAGCAGUGAUCUUACAUGCCAUAGAAGGAUCCACACAGGAGAGAAACCAUAUCGAUGCAUAGAGUGUGGAAAAGGCUUCAGAACAAGCAGUGAUCUUUCAUGCCAUCGAAGGAUCCACACCAGAGAGAAGCUAUAUAGAUGCUUGGAUUGUGGAAAGGGCUUCAGCACACCUCAUAGUCUUAUUUCCCAUAACAUGAUUCAUAGCCUGGAGAAUCCCCAAAACAAAGAUACAUUUGGAUGAGAAUGCUAAUUAUUAUGCUAAUUAUUGAUUUAAUGGGUUCUAUGCAGGGGUGAAAUCUAAAAAUUUUCCCUACCGAUUCCGUGGGCAUGGCUUGGUGGUCAGGUGACUGGGUGGGUAUGGCCAAUAACAAUAAAUAGUAAAAAUAAUAAAUAAAGUACACAAAACAAUAAGAGAUACUAAAAACCAACUUUCACACUUUACACAGACACAACACAACACAAUGUAAAAGCAGCUGCACCUCACCCAAAAUGGCCCCUGCAACAAGCAGGAACCUCACACAGCUACAAAAAGCUCAAAAACCAACUUUCACACUUUACAUACACAUAACACAACACAGCACAACUGACUCUCACACAUACACACAAAAUGCCACAUACAGCUUUGUCGGAUUUUGUGUUUGUGUAGUUAGAGUGAAACACUACAGAAACACACCAAAUCUCAGAAAGCUGCACAAUUUUUUUUUAUUAUUUUUUUUUAUUUAUAUUUUUAGAGAAAAGCAGCUAAAUUUAAAACUUCCUUAACAUUAAAUUGCUAUGUCUAAAAAAUAAUAAAACUCCUUAAAAAAAACCCAAUUAACUUUUUUAAAGCCUCCCCCCCCAACUCAAGGGACAAGGCAGGCAAAUUGAGUUGCUAGCAGAUACAAUUGAUUGCAGCAGCCAAAGCAAGGCAGGAAUAGCGAGCAAGCCCAAAAAAGGCAGCAAGCUGCCAAAUAGGCAAGUGGGGAUCGGGCGAUUGGAUGGGCAUGGGCGGUGGAGGGGAAGGGAUUUUGCUACCAGUUCUCUGAACUACCCAUCCCCAUCGCUACUGGAUUGCGCGAUUCGGUCUGAACCGGGAGCAUUUCACCCCUGGUUCUAUGUAUGGAUUUCUAAUUUACAGACUGAACUCUGAAAAGGGUUUUUGAAUGUAUCUGUAUAUACAGUAUAUAGGAGUGUCAAACUGGAAGCUCACAGGCCAGUUGUGUCACAUGCAGGACACGCCACCCCAGCUCCACAAAUAGGCAGUGCAAUGCAUUACAUAAUGGCAAAGUCACAUGGGGAGUUUGAAACCGGUGGUAUAUAGCAGGGGUCUCCAACCUAGGUCCCUUUAAGACUUAUGGACUGCUGAGGAAUUCUGGGAGUUGAAGUCCACAAGUCUUAAAACGUCUAAGGUUGGAGAUUUCUGGUAUAUAGGUUCAUUUUAUUUUAUUUUUUAGGAAUGAGCUUCCUGUUUCGUAAUUGUCAUCAUUUUCCCAGUUCGUCAUAGCUCUCAGAGGGAUGCAAAGACGUUUAACAGAUGCUGCUUUCCUAAGCCUAAAAGGAAAAUAUCAAAAAAUAAUCAAAUAGCACCCAUGGUAUAGAACUGGGAUCCCCAAAAGUAAUUAAAUUUGCAUCCCCAGUGUAGAACAGAGACCUGAGUCAGCCAGUAUCUGUGCAGAAACAUUGAACGUUAUUCAGUCAAAGGCCUCAUGAUAUGAGGGAAUUGUCACGUGCAGAUCAAUGUAGAGCGUGUGGGAAGAGCUGAAAGGAGGAACAAUUCCUCUCACAAAAGGAGCCAGAAGCGCCCCAAGUGCUUGUGCAAUUUUGUUUUCAAGCACUAUGGCCACAUUUUGCUCUUCUGUAGUGUGAUGAGGGCUAAGAAGUCCACGUUUGAUUUAAAUAAAAAUAAUUAAA